AACCGUUCGGGUGCCCGCCAAGUUACGCGUAUCUAUCAGAAAAAAGGCGCACGUGAUUCUCACAAUCCGCAUCAAUUUGUUUCAGCUAUACGUUUACUCGUCAGUGUGCAUUGUAUAGCUGUGUAGAAAGAUAGGCACCGUCGCAAGCACAAACAGUUAUCGAUUGGAAGUUCCCAAGUUCAGCGGAAAAAGUUUUGCCGAUACCGCAUGAAAACAACCCGUUUUGCAUCGUAGUCCUAGCCUGGAUUUGGCAAACAAUCAAAUUUGGCGCCCGUCGGCUGCGUUUCGUGCGUGGCUAGCCGGUGGUUUGUUUCCGGAGGUUUUUUACCCCCCAGCCAGUCAUGCAGUGGUGUAUUGGUUUCGAGUGAUGUGGUAGAAUUCACAAACUUCGCGCGGCGUUUAUCGAUUACGGUCCCCAUGUAUGCCGGCCUUGAAACAUUCUGCUGGCAGGCGAAGACAGUGCAUCAAAACAAAAAAGGGUUCCACUUUUAAUAGUAUAACAGCUUGAUCACUGACAAGUACCAAUACUCAACUGUAAGAGGAAAAUUUAGUGAAUUAAGAAAAACUAGACAAACACCAAAUACAACACUGCAAUAAGCCGCUACUGACACUAACUUCAUUCUAAUUAAUGGAAAGCUCCACAUGUUUAGUCGUUAUCGCGUACGCCUGGCCAACGGGUUUCUCCGUCACAUUACCGUACAUUGUUCAAUAGAAGCAAAACCUAUCGAGCGCCAUCCCAGAUCGAUACCACAUGGCCCUGAACCUAAACCAAACCGCGGGCAGCUAGUUCUAAAACAAGUGCCAUCAGAACGCCAGCGUAGCCGAUGAGAAAGAAAAUGAAAGUGAUCUUUCGCAAAAAGUAUUGCUUUAUAAUGAUUUUGCUGUUCGGACUGUGGUUCAUCUUCUGGGACAACGUGUUCUUGUUCCACGAGCCGAAAAUUAAACGCAGCCAGGCGGACGAUUUUAAUCUGACCACCAGUUUGGCGCUAAUUUACAGCCACUGGAACGUGCUGGUGAACCAGCAAUCAUCAUAUCAUCGUUCUAAUCAUGCGCUGAACGACACCUUCGGCAGCAGCAACAGUUCGAGCUCUUACCAAAAAAACUACUUCAACGUGGGACUGAGCGAUCAAAUCGGGGUCAAUCGAACUGUUCCGGAUACGCGACAUGCCAACUGCAAAACCCGCGAAUACAUUGUUCCGUCCGGCCAUACGACAUCUGUGAUAAUCACCUUCCAUAACGAGGCAACCUCGACACUGCUACGAACCGUUGCCAGCAUUCUGGCCCGUACCCCGGCCGAAUUACUAGAGGAAAUUAUCGUCAUAGACGACUGUAGCAACUCCCUGGAUCACCAACUAGGUUUCCUUGCAAACAUUCCCCUGAUCCGGUACCAUCGUAACUAUGUUCGCGAAGGUUUAAUACGUUCCAGGAACAUUGGUGUAGCGUACGCUCGUGGUGAGUACAUCCUGUUCCUGGACAGCCACUGUGAGGUGAACAAAGGCUGGCUGGAACCGCUUCUCGAACGACUGGUACAGGAUCCGAGCGUUGUGAUCAGUCCAGUAAUCGAUAUCAUCGAUGCGGAUACUUUUGAGUAUCGAGCGAACUCGGCCCGUUUGCGAGGAGGGUUCGAUUGGAGUUUGCGCUUUCAGUGGCUUCCCAUCGGAGAGGAAGAGAUGGAACAUCGAGGGUAUGACGACUCGUUACCCUUCCACAGUCCGGCCAUCAGCGGCGGGGUGUUCAUUGUAUCGAAGGCCCUAUUCCAGCAGCUGGGUGGUUUCGAUGGCGGUCUGGAGAUUUGGGGUGGAGAAUCUCUCGAGUUUUCGCUCAAGUCGUGGCUUUGCGGAGCGCAUGUAGAAGUUAGCCCCUGCUCACGGAUUGGGCACGUCUUCCGGAUGAAGCAUCCAUAUAGCUUCCCAUUGGGAAGUACCUCGACGUAUCUCAGGAACACCAAACGUAUCGCAUCCGUGUGGUUGGAUGAGUUCGCGAACUUUUUCUACGAGGCUCGGCCAGAGGCACUGUCGUUGGCCGUCGGUUCCCUGCAGGCGUCCAAAGAUCUGAAGCGGCGGCUCAACUGUCGCAAAUUUAGCUGGUAUCUGCAGAAUGUGUUCCACGAUCUGCGGCUUCCAAACGAGAACAGUGCCGCCUUCGGCCACCUGCGCCAUGGUGAGCGUUGCCUCGAUGUUAAGCCACGAUACAAACGGACGCGCAAACGGAGCCGUGCGCUGGAACCGGAAGCUACUAGAGAGAGUGAUGUAUGGCUUGUUGAGUGUAGUCGCGAUGAUGUGGAUGGUGCCAGCAAAUGGUCAUUAAAUACCAAAACCGGGCAGCUUAGUUCGGAUUCGGGAGCAUGCUUGGGAGUGCUGCAAGAGCUGGUUGUGUUUGAGAAAUGCGAAGAACACCCUGGAGAGGACCAAACACAGCAACAGUGGCGAAGAGUGGGGGGAACGCUGGUACAUAGUCAUAGUGGAAAAUGUCUAGAAAAUUUGGUUCGAGCUAAUGUGGGUGCUACUAAUUGUCGCACGGGUGCUCCAAGUCAGUUGUGGAGCUUCUCUGUAGAAAUACAGCAUAUGAAAUGA
Messenger RNA from Uranotaenia lowii, 2573 nucleotides. RefSeq names its product polypeptide N-acetylgalactosaminyltransferase 16-like. The record is from RefSeq and is a predicted model, not a curated record. The coding region runs from base 825 to 2573 and encodes 582 amino acids. Lineage: Eukaryota; Metazoa; Arthropoda; Insecta; Diptera; Culicidae. The transcript has 5 exons. Gene Ontology annotation, cellular component: Golgi apparatus.